This is a messenger RNA of Neoarius graeffei (lesser salmon catfish), 3460 nucleotides long. Its product is annotated as probable E3 ubiquitin-protein ligase HERC6. The record is from RefSeq and is a predicted model, not a curated record. Lineage: Eukaryota; Metazoa; Chordata; Actinopteri; Siluriformes; Ariidae. The transcript is spliced from 23 exons. Gene Ontology annotation, molecular function: ubiquitin-protein transferase activity. Bases 29 to 3094 code for a protein of 1021 amino acids.
CACACACGCGCGUCUCUACAGCAUCACCAUGUUCUUCUGCUGGGGCGAUUCAUCCAGAGGACAGCUCGCUUUCCCCGGCACUGGAGGGACAGGCAUCACCACACCGACUUCAGUCAACUUUAAUGAACAACUCGUUCAGAUAUCUUGUGGAGAACAGCACACUUUAUUCCUGACAGGAAGCGGACAGGUGUUGUCCUGUGGCAGAAACUCUAAAGGACAGCUGGGACGCUCCAAGAGCAGAGACACCAAACUGCCAGUGAAGAUUGAACGCUUGGGAGGUGUAGCUGCAAUAGCAUGUGGACAGGACCACAGUUUGGCUCUGUGCGAUUCAGGUCAAGUUUUUUCCUGGGGAGCGGGUGGAGAAGGUCAGCUGGGCCACAGCAGCCCGGUGGCAAAAUGUCCCAAACCAGUGCCACUUCAGAUACAAUUACCUUUCCAGAUCCCAGUGGUGCAGGUGGCUUGUGGAGAUUUCCAUUCUUUGGCUCUAACCAAGGGAGGUGAAGUCUUAUCAUGGGGUCAGAAUAAAUAUGGGCAGCUGGGACUGGGGAAAACAGUGGACCUGCAGCCGAACCCUGCUCUGGUACGAUCUCUUGUCGGAGUUCCAGUCAUUCAGAUCUCUGCUGGUGGAGCUCACACACUGGCACUGGCUCUCCCAGCUCAGGUGUUCUGCUGUGGAGCGAACAGUGUUGGACAGCUGGGUCUUAACAGGACAGAUAUAAAAGGCCGAUUUGCAGUACGUGCAGUUCCAGCUUUGAAGAAGUUAGGGGUUUCUUCCAUCAGCUGUGGAGCAGCUCACACUGCUGUCCUCACUAAGGCUGGAGAGGUAUACACAUUCGGAGAGGGAACUCAUGGUCAACUUGGACACAACUCUACCAAUAAUGAGCUUCUACCCCGGAAAGUUGAAGGCAUUGAUGGACCUGCUAAACAAGUAACCUGUGGCAGCCACCACACUCUGGUUCUGAUGCCAUCUGGUAUCCUCUUCAUAUUUGGCCGUGAUGUCCAAGGUAAGGCGAGUGGUGGCACUGAGAACAGCCUGCAGCCAGUAAGACUAGAAGGAGAUUGGAGCAGCUCAGGAGCAGGGCUACACACAGAAAUGAAGAUAUCAUCUGGCUGGGGUUCCAACUUUCUUUUCUUUCCACCUUCCAAGACUAAUAUUCUUGGUGAGCCAAUUGGGAAACUUGAAGAGGCCCAAGUGCAGAGAUGGAUUAAAUUGGAGGAUGAUAAACACAUCAAAGAAAUCAAAAGGGAAGUUUCCUUGACUUUUGCUACCAGUUCAAAUCUCGUCGCAUGCUUCAUUAAGGACAGUAGGAAUACUCCAGGUAUGAUUCAGGUUGAUUUGAAUGCUGCUAGCCAGACCUUUGACCAGCUCCUGAAGAUUCCCUGGAUCAAGGAUUCAAUGAACAUCAAACAACUGGUGGAAAUACUUUUUCAUGCUGCUCCAGUGAUGAGGUGUCCUGAGAUCUUCCUGCUUUUGCCCAUGUGCUCCAUUCUUCAUGAACAGCACAAUGUCAUUGAAAUGGUGCUGCCAUUAGCUGUAACUAUCAUAGACCUCCAUGAGACUGCCAUGACAAGCUUGAAGGAAUAUUGGUCCUCCAUGGAUGCCAACAUUAUGACCAAACACAUCUGUAUGUGGAAACAAGCACUUGCCUUCCUCCUGAAAUCCAAUGUGUGGCUAAACUAUAACCCUGGUGUGAAAGCAGUGCUGGAAAUACUCAAAUUACUUUAUCGGGGAAACAAAAGAGCUGAAAGAUCGAGGUGGGUUGCACUCGCUGAGUUCUACAUUGAAGAGAUAGGCACCUCACCUCUGUUACUCCAAAGAGACGUCACGCUGUGGAGGCAAAUUAAAUGGGGACAUGUUCUGGAAGUGGAACAUACACCUGCUAUCUUCUGUCGUUACCCAUUUCUCCUGGAUCUGAAGAGCAAAAUCACCAUUUUAAACUAUGUUGCAUUCGUAACAAAGAUGGUUCAUCAGUCCAUCCACAAUGACGUGGCAGCUGGGUUGUUUCAAGAGGCAUACACUUGGGAGGUCCCAACACCCAUCCUCCAGUUGAAACUGAGACGCACCGCCUUGCUUGAGGACACAUUCAGACAACUUGACAAUGCUGACCAUGAGAACUUCAAAAAAGCCUUAGUGGUCCAGUUUGUAGAAGACUCCAAACUGACUGAUCUAAGCAAAAGAGAUUUCUUCCUCCAUGCCUUUAGUGAGCUUUUAGCUCCUGAAUCAAGGAUGUUCAUGUACAAUGACAGCGAAACGAUGAUCUGGUUCCCUGCCAAGCCAACACAUGACUCAAAGCGAUACUUCCUGUUUGGGAUCCUCUGUGGCCUGGCCCUCUACAAUAACAACAUAGUGCAUAUGCCAUUUCCUCUGGCCUUGUUUAAGAAGCUGGUCGAUGUAAAGCCUACUCUAGAGGAUAUGAUUGAAUUCAGGCCACAAGUUGGCAGGAGUUUGCAUAACCAUUUAUACGACUACCAAGACGAAGAUGCUGAGAACAUGGAUCUCACUUUCCGUGUCCACUGGGAUGGUGCAGAUGUGGAGUUGGAUUCGCACCAAAGAGAAAAACCUGUGACAAGUGCUAACAAGAAGGAGUUUGUGGAGGCAUAUGUAGACUACGCACUGAACAAGUCAGUGGAGCGGGUGUUUAAUGAGUUUAAGAGGGGAUUCUACAAAGUGUGUGAUGAAGACGUGGUGAACUUCUUCCAGCCAGAGGAACUCAGAGGAGUGAUGGUGGGCACAGAGGAAUACGACUGGGCCACUUUCAGACAGAAUACAGUAUAUGCUGGGCAGUACCAUGAGAGACACCCUACUAUCAUUGCUUUCUGGGAGGUAUUUGAAGAGCUGACGGAUGAACAAAAGAAAGCUUUUCUCUUGUUUCUUACAGGCUGUGAUCGUGUACCCAUCCUUGGGAUGGAGCAGGUUAGGAUGACCAUGUUGGACCGUCCUAACUUCACCCAGGACCACCUGCCAGAGUCCUUCAUCUGCCACUCUCAUUUCGUGCUCCCUCCAUAUGAGAACAAGGAGCGUCUAAAGGCAAAGCUUAUCAAAGCAAUAAAUCACAACCGAGGCUUUUGGAUAGAAGAUACAAAAACUGGAUGAAUUGAUUUUUGAAUAUUUAGGUCAUGGAUUGUUCUAAAUCUUAUAUACUCCUAUAACAUAUAUAAUUGUUUUGCUUUACAUUCUUAUUAUAUUAGGUUGCUGUUCAGCCUUGAUUUAUGAAAAUUUCAAGUAACAAGCACUAGUUUUCUUGUUGUUGUGGGUGAACUACAAAGAAUAUUUGUUUGAAUUGCAUUACUUACAAAUUGGGGAGAGGAAACACUGUCAUUUAGGUUCUUACAUGUACCAUUUGUCUUAUUAGCUGUGGUGAGUGCAAAACUGAAAUUGGUCACGUAGGCAUAACAUGAUUGACCAGUAUAACGCUGAUUAAAGGCGAUUAUAUGCAUUGAAAAGUUGUUCAAAAUACAU